AUGCUCAUUUCAUCCCCCACCCAACCCCGAUUAUCUUUGUCGGAGGUAAGAAUCAGUUUUACUCUGGCCUGUUUCAUCGCUAGGUAUCUUCACAAAAUCACCUCGUUACAGCUUAACUUCUUUUUUUUCUUUCAUUUUUUCCCUCCUUUCCCAGCUUGUUUUGCUUUUCUUUGCCUUCUCUCUCUCUCUCUCUCUCUCUCUCUUAGAUUACUUUUUAAUCUUUCCUUCUUUCUUCAUGAUUCCAGUCACAGUAAUUUUCUUUUUCUGUUCAUUCCUCUCCUUUUCUUACACUAUUCCGUCUUUUCUGCUUUCAGUCUCUCUUCCUUUUUUUCUUUUUCUCUAAGAUUAUUUCUUUUCUCGAUCCAUUUAAAUUUCUCUUCUUUUCUUAUACUGUUCUCUCUUCCCCUUCUUUCUUUCUUUCUUUCUUUCUUUCUUUCUUUCUUUCUUUCUUUCUUUCUUUUAAACUCUCUGUCUCUCUCUUCCUCUCAGAUUUUUUCCUUCCUUGAUCCAUUCUAUUUCUCUCUUUUACUUAAACCAUUCCGCCUUUCUCUACUUUCUUUCUUUCUUUCUUUCUUUCUUUCUUUCUUUCUUUCUUUUUCUUUUAUUUUUCUUUCUUUCAGAUUAUUUCUUUUCUUUUUAUUUUCUUUUUUCUUUUUUCGUCUUUUUCACUUUUCCCAUCUUUCUUUCUUUCUUUCUUUCUUUUCUUUUCUUUUUUAUUUUCAGAUUAUUUCUUUUCUUGAAAUAUUUAUUUUCUUUUUCUUACACUUUUCUUACACUUUUCGUUUUUUUUCUUUUCUUUUCUUUUCUUUUCUUUCUUUCUUUCUUUUUUAUUUUUCUUUUUCUUUCUCUCUUCUUUCUUUCAGAUUAUUUCUUUUCUUGAAAUAUUUAUUUUCUCUCCUUUUCUUACACUAUUUCGUCUUUUUCUUUCUUUCUUUCUUUCUUUCUUUCUUUCUUUCUUUCUUUCUUUAUUUCGCUUUUUAUUUUCACUCUCCCUUUCUUACUCUCUCUUUCAGAUUAUUUUUUCUUAUUCAUUUUCUUUUUUCUUUCACUAUUUCUUUUUUUUCUUUCUUUCUUUCUUUCUUUCUUUCUUUCUUUCUUUCUUUCUUUUUCAGAUUAUUUCCUUCUUCAAUCCAUUCAAUUUCUCUCCUUUUCUUACAUCAUUCUGUCUUUCUCUGUCUUCCUCUAUUUUUUCUUUAUUUCUCUUUUUCUCACUUUCGUUUUCUUCCUCUCUCUCUCUCUCUCUCUCUCUCUCUCUCUCUCUCUCCUUCUCAGACUAAUUCCUUUUUCGAUCCAUUCAAUUUCUCUCUUUUCCUUGGACUAUUUCGUCUUUCUCUGCCCCCCCCUCUUUCUCUUUCUCUACUAAUUAAUUUAUUCUCUCUAUGCGCUUUCCGCUUUCUUUCUUCCCACGCCAGUUCACCAACCCGUUCUCCUCUUUCCGUCUCCCCUUUCCCUGCUUCGAUAAAAGCCAUAGCGAGGGAACCAGUCAUAUCUAUCUAUCUAUCUAUCUAUCUAUCUAUCUAUCUAUCUAUCUAUCUAUCUGUGUGUGUCUAUAUGUGA
Acanthosepion pharaonis is the source of this 1557-nucleotide messenger RNA. NCBI's taxonomy places the organism in Eukaryota, Metazoa, Mollusca, Cephalopoda, Sepiida, Sepiidae. The record is from the annotation of a GenBank genome assembly.